AUGCAUUUGAAAGAGUCCGAGUCCAGUGGAGAAUGGCUAACCGAAGAGAGAAUGGUGAAGAAGUGGAAAUACAACACCGAUGUACUGGAGUACUUCGUUGAGGUUUCCACGAAGCAGACCAUCAAACACAGCGAGUUGCUGAAACGUGUCGAGACAAUGGACUGUGGAGAUGCCAAGCUGCAUUCGGACCAGGAGAAAGAGGCUGGAGACAUGACGACAUCCAUAGAGCCGCUUGCUCUCGUGGACGAUAGCAAGGCAGUGGCCAUGCCAGAGCAGGUGGGAGAGAAGGCCAUGGCAGGUUGA
Molecule: messenger RNA, 303 nt
Organism: Symbiodinium necroappetens
Lineage: Eukaryota; Dinophyceae; Suessiales; Symbiodiniaceae
Source: the annotation of a GenBank genome assembly